Linum tenue is the source of this 1880-nucleotide messenger RNA. The record is from the annotation of a GenBank genome assembly. Lineage: Eukaryota; Viridiplantae; Streptophyta; Magnoliopsida; Malpighiales; Linaceae.
CCGUAACUGAACCCGCGAAAAUUUCUCUGAUUGCCCCUCUCUCUCUAAAUUCCAACCGUUUGCCCUCUCUAGGUUGAUCGUUGAUCUCGACACUGUUCUCUGCAAAUUUCUCCCAGCGAAACCGCCUUGACGCCGGACCUGGAACGAACGCCGUCUAGUCGAGGACGUAAUCUAGAAUGACCAGCAAUAACUUGACGCCUGCUGCUCCCGUGGAUGAGGGUGACUGGAGAGCUACAUUGAAUGCGGACCUGCGGCCAAGAAACGUGGAGAAAAUAUUCGAGGCAUUAAAGAGGGAUCUACAAUUUUCUGGUCCAGAAGGGGUUCAAGAACUGAAGAUAAUUGCUGAAUUGUUUGAGGAAAAGAUGUAUGCUGCUGCAACUAGUGAGUCUGAUUAUUUGCACAAGAUAUCUUUGAAGACGCUCCCAGUGAAGCAAACAUCACCGUUUUCUGUACCUAGUUCUUUGCUGUCUAAAUCAUCUGGCACUGACAAUGAGCCCACUGGUCCAGGAGCAUCACCUAGUAUGCAGCCCCAAGUUCAUAACCAAGGGCUGUCACUUCCCACACUGCUACCCACUAAUCAAACUCAGACAUACCAACCGUUUUUAAAUCGUAACUUGCGGAGCACUAUAUCUUCUACUGGAGUUCAGACAUCUGCUAGUCUACCAUCCUCAUUGACUUCUGGUUCUGGUAUGAAUCAGACUCCAAUCAAUGUUGUUGGCCAGAAUGCUAGCAUGCAGAACAACUUGUCUAAUGUUGCACAAAACCCAAGCUCUUUGGUGGAAUACCAAAAUGUGAUUGAUCAGCAGAAGCAGUUAUAUCAAUCACAAGGAGUACUUUCGGAGACAUCGUCAAAUUCUACGGUGCAAACUGAUGAGACAAAUGGAGUUGAUUGGCGAGAGGAAGUCUAUCAAAAGAUCAAAACCAUGGAGGAUAUGUACUUACCCGAGUUAAAUGAAAUGCGCCAGAAAUUUGAUGCAAAGCUGCAGGAGCAACCUAAGACAGGCCAGCUUGAAAAGUUAAAGAUGUUUAAGAUUAUGGUGGAUCGCAUGUUAUCUUUCUUACAAGUAUCGAAAGACGACGUCCAAGUCAGCUUCAAGGAUAAGUUAAUUUCCUACGAGAGACAGAUAAUAACUUUUCUGAACGUGAAUCGGCCCAGGAAGCCAAUGCCUCCGAUGCAGCAAGGGCAACUUCCAUCUUCUCACAUGCAAUCGUUACAACAACCUUUGUCCCAAAUCACUCAAGCACAGUUCCAUGAAAAUCAAAUGAUCCCCAUGACCAUGCAUGGUUCUGUAUCAGCAAUGCAGCAGAACAAUAAUAUGAUGAACUCUAUGCAGACAGAUUCUAUGGCCUCACUUCAGCAGGGUGCUAUGGGGUCUCUACAACAGAACCCUAUUUCUUCCCCGCCGGCAAGUCUCAGCUCCGUGCCUUCACAAAAUGGGUUAACUACGUUGCAGACAAGCCUUCCUCUUCAGACAAACCCAAACAAUAUGCUUCAUCAAUACCAGCAUCAGCUGCAGCCGUAUCAACAGAUUCAGAAACCAUUGAUGCAGCAGGGUAUGCUUCAACAGCAGCAGUGGCAUCAACAAUGUUCACAACUACUCACACUACAUCAGAAAGCAAGGGAGCAACAAGAAAUGCUACAGCUACAUCAGGUCGCUGGUGUUAAUGAGGUGAAGCCGAACAUUUCUUCUCUUCCAAAUGUUAAUGCCGUCGCAGUGCCGAGCAUCGGACAACCACCGCAAGAAUCUCUUGCCAUUGGCACUACUCGUGUUGUUGUUCCCGACUAUGGCGCUCGUGGUAACGAUGCUUUGGCAACUGGCAAGUCAACUGUUGCAGAGCAGCAGUCACCUGAUGGUGCUCAGGUCAGUCAUUCUUUUUGA